Molecule: messenger RNA, 2528 nt
Organism: Dicentrarchus labrax (European seabass)
Lineage: Eukaryota; Metazoa; Chordata; Actinopteri; Moronidae
Product: beta-taxilin
Exons: 11
Coding region: 119-2092 (657 amino acids)
Molecular function (GO): syntaxin binding
Source: RefSeq, a predicted model, not a curated record
GUUCAGCCUGUCAGCAGGCCCCUCCUCCUCCUCCUCCUCCUCCUCCUCUCCUUCCUCUGCCUCUCUCUGUCUCUUCUUCACCUCCUCUCCUUCACUCCACUGAUCCUGAACUCUGAGGAUGGAGACGUCGGUGAAAGCAACUGAGGUGUUGGUGCCCCCCCAGCCCAAUGUGGCGUCCUCAGGCGAAGGCGAGGAGAAAGCUCCGCCCGCAGCCUGCGGCUCCUCCUCCGACUUCGUCGACCCCAUGAAGGAGUUCAGCAGACGGCUGGAGGACAUCAUCGGCAGCUACGGGUCCGCGGCCAGCGUCCUGGAGAAACAGAUUGUUGUGGAGGUAGAGACGGACAAGAUGAAGAAGGAGGCGAAAGAUGACGUUGCAGUUGCCAUGGAAACAGAAGUCUCUCUCAUCAUGCAGAGUCUGAACAAGCUCUCUUCUCCAGAGGAGAAACUGGAAGAUCUGGUCAGGAAAUAUGCUGAACUGGCAGCCUUGCGGCGCUCUGAUGAGAAGAGGCUGUGUGUCCUGCAGCAGAGGUUGUCCGUCCUGCUGGAUGAGCGGCAGCAGCUUCAGGCUGAGAGUCUCAGCAGCCUCACAGCUCGCAGUGAACUUGAGACUCUGUGCCGAGAGCUGCAGAGACACUACAGCGUACUGAGGGAGGAGACCCUUCAGCGCUGCAAGGAGGAUGAGGAGAAGAGGAAGGAGAUGACCAGCCACUUCCAGAUGAUGCUGACAGAAAUCCAGGCUCAGAUCGAGCAGCACAGCGCCCGAAACGACAAGCUAUGCCACGAAAACACCAACCUGACCGACAAACUGGAGAGCCUCAUGAACCAGUGCGAGCUGAGGGAGGAGAGCUUGGAGAAUAUCAACAAGCGCCGUGACCUGCAGCACAAACUGACUGAAGCCAAACUGCAGCAGGCCAACGUUCUGCUGACCGAAGCCGAGGAGAAACACCAGAGAGAGAAAGAAUACUUGCUUAGGGAGGCUAUUGACAAAACAAAGAAAUGCUUCGCUAUGAAGGAGCAGGAGCUGGCCAUGAAGAAGAAGCUGACCCUCUAUGCUCAGAAGUUUGACGAGUUUCAGGCAACACUGGCCAAAAGCAACGAAAUCUACGUCCGCUUUAAAAAGGAGAUGGACAAUAUGUCAGACAAGAUGAAGAAAAUGGAUAAAGAAUCAAAUCUGUGGAAGACAAGGUUUGAGAACUGCAACAAGGCUCUGAAUGACAUGAUUGAAGAGAGGACUGAGAAAAACAAAGAGUACGAGCUGUUCGUCCUGAAGAUUCAGAAGCUGGAGAGGUUGUGUCGUGCCCUGCAGGAGGAGAGAGUAGUCCUCUACAACAAGAUCAAGGAUGUCCGCCAGGCUAACUUGAACCUUCCAUCAAAGGUCCUUGUUGACAUCCCUGACACUGAGGAUGCUGAUAAAUCUCCCCUGCUGAACCCUGAGGAGCUGCAGGAGAUCCUGGAGGAGGACCCUGUCUUAACGGAGGACAUGAACCGUCUUAAGGAGCAGCAGGCUAAGCUGCAAGAGUUUGCUUCCUCCCUGUUUGCCACACCCAGCGACAAUGAGGAAGAGGUCAAUGAUGAAGUGGACCCUAAAGAAGACAUGGUGGCUUCUGCGUUUGACCACUUCAAAACCAAAACUCAGGUCAAAGAGGAGGCGGUUUCAGCCCCUGAGCAGGUGGAAAAAGUUAAAUCAGAGGCAGCAAAAUCGGUUCUCCCACAGCCAGAUAAAGUUGAGGAGGUUCCAAAGCCAGCAGUGUCGCCACCAGAAGCUCCAACACCCGUGGAGAACACUUCUGAAAUGAUACCAGCAGACGCAAAACCGCAGGUUGAGGAUAAAGAGGUGCAACCAGCUAAACCAGAUGAGGAGAUCCAACAGCAACCUUCUGAACCAGUACCAACAUCAGAGCCGGAGAAAGUCAAGAUCAAGCCACCAACAGACCCAAAACCAGAAGCAACAGAGGCAGAGGUCUUGGUUGAGGUCAAACCAGUGCUCCCAGUGGAAGACGAGGAGGUCCAGGCUGCCUCCUCCAAUGCCGACUCCUCUAAGAAGCAAACACCAAAGAAAAAGAAGAAGAGGAACGGAAAGAAUGCUAGCUAAAGUUUAAGAUGUGCAGAAGGUGUGUGUGUGGUGUUAUUUGAGAUAGUGCGUGUCUUCGUAGCAGAAAUCAUACAGUGCUUUAGCUCUUUUUGUAAAAGUUAAAAUCUUUCAUUUGUCCAAACUGGUGCAGCUGACAUGUUGUCACAGUCGCUAUCUCAAGAUAAGACAAAUAAACCGACUGUAUUUUACAGUUUGAAUGUCUAAAUUAACAUUUAGUUUGGUCUGAAAGAGGGAAUGAAACGUCUUCCUCAAGUGUAACAAAGUCUAUGAAAUAUUUAAUGUUAAAAAAAGGCAACGUUUUUGCCUUCAAAAUCAAAAUGUCAAAAAAAAUCCAUUGGUUGCAUCUAUGCUGGUAAAAUAUCAGUGUCUCCUUUAAAGUAUAAGUCACAAUGCAUUGCAGCAAGUCCAAUAAAGUGAUUUUUUGACGAUUUUACAA